Molecule: messenger RNA, 1667 nt
Organism: Cloeon dipterum
Lineage: Eukaryota; Metazoa; Arthropoda; Insecta; Ephemeroptera; Baetidae
Gene: peo
Product: pendolino
Exons: 7
Coding region: 134-1006 (290 amino acids)
Source: RefSeq, a predicted model, not a curated record
CGCUCAAUUUGCAAAAUCCUGAAGUGUGCUGUGUAAAUAACACCUAAAUCGUAUUAUUUUUCCUUUUGCACUUGGUGCAGCAGGUUUGCUUUUCUCGUGUCGUGUGUGAUGCUGGACAAUUUUUGCUUGCGACAUGCCUAGAAGUCCGCCCAAAAGAUUGGCACACUCGCUGGCCAUGGAUUCGAGUUUCUCGCCCAUUGAAGAAGAGGAACCCGAAGCUGUUGCAGAACCCCUGAAGAGGCAGGGGUCCGUAAGGAAGGUUCUGCCAGCCACGCCGGGCGUUCCCGAUCCAGCAAAACUGGUUGAGCGGACAAAUUCCCUCCCAGGAAUCCGCUCCACAUCGCAAUAUGGACCCUAUUUCACCGAGUAUUCGCUUCUUCCUGAAUACAACAUGCUUCAAGGCUGUGCAAUUCCUGGUGUCUACUGCGUUCCAGCUGCAAACACGCCCUUAAUGUGGUUUGGAGUAAUUUUUGUUCGACAAGGCCCAUACGUUGGAGGCGUUUUUAGAUUUAAUAUUGUCAUACCAGAAAACUUCCCAGAUGGUGGCUGCCCGAAAGUGGAGUUUCAAUCAAAGUUAUUCCAUCCGCAAAUUUCUCCUGAAGGUGACUUCAACAUUGGAAGGGGGUUCUCAGAGUGGAACAAAAAUAUGCAUCACAUAUGGCAAGUUGUGGAUUAUGUUAGGAAAUCAUUUCUGAAAAUUGACCCUGGCCAACCUGUUAAUGAAGAGGCUGCUAAAAUGUACAAAAUGAAUCACGAAAAAUUCAUGGCAGAGGCUAAGAAGUGUGUUAGUCUCAGCAUUCAGCGAAUUUAUGAUUUAUCUCCUACUGAUGAUCCGCACUACAUUUCUUUUGAGCCUUUCGACAGCAAAACUCAUGAGUCGUUGAGGGAGAAAAUUUACUCUCAGGAGUCUUCAAGCGAGGAUUCGCGCGGGCUGUCGUGGGUCGCCAGCAACUCGAUCAAACCCUUCUCAGUUCCCAUCAGCGGCGUCAUUCAAAACUCUUCUUGAGCCAGGUUGAACUGCGCUCCUUUCGGCACCCAGUCGGUUUGAAGCGUGUGCUUACGUCCUGCCCAAUUGAAACCAACCGGCUUUCCGUCCUUAAACACAAAGUGCUGACUGAACUCAAUGGCAAGCUGCGAGCGCACAAGACCAAUCCCUCCGACCUUCUCCGGCGCUGGGUGGUAGACGCGGCCAGAGACUGGGUGUACGAAAAUGUGGUCUGGCUGGAAGGGCACAGUCAGCAGGUCGCCUGCGUGCCCAUAGCUGAGCGCCUGUUUGUGCUCAGGGUCGCCCAGAACGUGCGUGUACACAAAAGGUUGGUCGUCGCAACGGACAAAAUUGCGCUCGCGGCCGCAUGGAGAAAUGAAUGGGAAAGCCGGGUGAUACCGGUCUGUUGUGUUUAAUUUAAGGCGCGUGAAGAAAAAUUGCAGGAACUUCUUCUCUGAAAAGUAAUUUUUAAUUCGUUAUAAAAUUUUGCUGGACAAAGGCACAAGAUUUUGUCUUAGUUUUGUACUAAUCUUUGAGUGUGCUAUAUUAAUUUAUUGUAUUAUAUAACCUUUGAAACAUGAUGUGAAGUUUUUCAUCCGUGAGUCGUCCAGAAAAAGCUAAAAAGUGUGAUUUUUAUUAUAAUUUACAAUACAGAAUAAUAUUUCUGAAUUAAGAACUUGAA